UAAAAGUAGUAGUAUGUAAGCUACGAGAUUUCGCUACAUGUCAUGAUAACUUCGAUUUGAAACCUGCCGACGGCGUCUUGGAACCGCACACCUUCACAUGGCUGGCCGCUGUUUACUACAUACAUGUGACGACAUCACUGCCACACCAAUCGGUGGCGCCGCGAGUGGUGCUCGUACACAAACAGUUCGUACUCGGCACUGCAAAGGACCUUCUCAAGCUGCCCAAGAAUUAUAAACUGGGUCACGUGAUAUUCGGUGAUUACGAGCGUGACGAAGAGGAAUGCGGCCUGACACGCGAGCAGCUCAAGAUGAACCAGAAAUGUUCACGCGCAUACUUCGUAAUGCCUCAUCAAGAAGUAAUAGCACAUCCAGAGUAUACUAGAUUCGGUAUCGCCAACAGCUUAGCCGUUGUCAAGUUAGUACGUCCAAUAAAAUCUUUUUACGUCCUUCCGAUUUGCUUGCCAACAUUAGUGGAACGAAGAGUUAAACGAAGAAACAGAGCUGUUUUUCUGAUCGACUAUCUAAACCCCGUCCCAAUCGAUUUAGACGGAGAACGAAUGGCCAAAAAGACUUUAAAGGUGUUCCCUCAUAAAGAUUGCAUCAGGCACCGUAGAAGUACCCUAGGAGAAGGUGUCUCUCACGAACUUUGUACUACAGGGUGUGGUAUUAGGCCCGGUGCCCCUAUUAUUAGCCAAGAUGUUGACGGGAUCUUUCAACUGAUAGGGCUGUCAGCGGGCAGUCAACCAUGUAGGAUCCACACCAUGAGAAGUCGUCUAAAUGAUGACCCGCCUCUAUUCAUCGACGUCUUCCCUUACGUCACCUGGAUUAUGAAUGUUAUCUCAGCUAGUGUUGUUCCGCGCGCUUUUCCUGGGAAGUUAAUGCUUACCGAAGGAGGUUCAAGUAUAGGAAUACGCCCAGGGUUUUUAAGACAGACGAAUACACAGAAGUUCGGAUGGAGAGGGCGCAUGUUCGUGUCUGGAAAUUAUUGUUACAUGAGGCCCAAGCGCCAAAGGAGAACUGCAUUCUUCUACCUUGAGAGGUUUUCCGUAAAAGCUGGUCCAGAAGCCAAAGUCACUGUAUAUAUAAGGAUUUCUGCGGGUAUACAGUGCACCAUAACUUGUGCCCGUCUCCUGAUACCAAACCAUAAAUCAACGCCGAUCAUCGACGGUGUCGGCAGCUUCAAUAUAUCAGUCCAACUGGAUACAAAUUGGUUUCCCUCUCGCUUUUUCUUCACACUAGGCCUAAACGGCAAGAAUACGUCUGCAGAUAACUUAAGCAAGUGGUGGUCACAACGUAACCCAAAAGGAAUGUGGUGA
Messenger RNA from Papilio xuthus (Asian swallowtail), 1316 nucleotides. RefSeq lists its product as uncharacterized. The transcript has 9 exons. The record is from RefSeq and is a predicted model, not a curated record. The coding region runs from base 309 to 1316 and encodes 335 amino acids. Lineage: Eukaryota; Metazoa; Arthropoda; Insecta; Lepidoptera; Papilionidae.